This is a messenger RNA of Alosa alosa (allis shad), 4756 nucleotides long. RefSeq names its product xanthine dehydrogenase (gene xdh). The transcript is spliced from 36 exons. Bases 92 to 4123 code for a protein of 1343 amino acids. The record is from RefSeq and is a predicted model, not a curated record. Gene Ontology annotation, molecular function: molybdopterin cofactor binding; 2 iron, 2 sulfur cluster binding; FAD binding. Lineage: Eukaryota; Metazoa; Chordata; Actinopteri; Clupeiformes; Clupeidae.
AAACUGUCUGACAUCAAUCCAUUCUCCGACAACAACGGCGCACAACUGCUACAAAAACGUGUUGAGUUCUGACAGGGAAAAACUUUAUGCUAUGGAACCAUCUGGGGACGAACUUGUUUUCUUUGUAAAUGGGAAAAAGAUUUUGGAGCGAAAUGCAGAGCCAGAGAUGACGCUUUUGACUUACCUCAGAAGAAAAUUGGGUCUGACCGGUACCAAGCUGGGCUGUGCUGAGGGAGGCUGUGGGGCUUGCACUGUCAUGGUCUCCAAGUUCCACCGGCAUCAGGAUCGCAUUGUGCACCAUGCGGUGAAUGCCUGCCUAGCCCCACUCUGCACUUUACACCACUGUGCGGUCACCACUGUGGAGGGCAUCGGCAGCGUCGCAAGUAAACUCCAUCCUGUUCAGGAGAGGAUCGCCAAAGCCCACGGUUCUCAGUGUGGCUUCUGUACCCCUGGCAUCGUGAUGUCCAUGUACUCACUGCUCAGAAACAAGUCCCAGCCAUCCAUGCAGGAUGUGGAGGAAGCUUUCCAAGGUAACCUUUGUCGAUGCACUGGCUACAGACCGAUUUUGGAAGGUUACAAGACAUUUACAAAGGAGGGGGGCUGCUGUGGGGGGAGAGGAAAGGAAAAUGGCUGCUGUAUGACUAAUGGAAAUCAUUCUAAUGGCGACUCAACCAAUGGACACACCAACGGGAAUUCAACUAUCUCUGUCCAACCACUUUAUGAUCCAUCAGAGUUCAGGCCUCUGGAUCCAACACAAGAAGUCAUAUUUCCACCAGAGCUGAUGAACAUAAGUAAGCAAUCUCAGAAAGAGCUGAAAUUCAAAGGAGAGAGGGUGCUGUGGAUUCAGCCCAGUUCUCUCACAGAGCUCCUGGACCUCAAAGCUCGCUAUCCAGAGGCCAAACUUGUGGUCGGGAACACAGAAGUAGGCAUUGAGAUGAAGUUUAAAAACCUGCUGUACCCAGUCAUCCUUGCUCCUGCCUACAUCCCAGAGCUCAACAGCAUUGAACACACAAAGGAUGGGAUCGUGUUCGGGGCCUCUUGCACACUGACAGUGCUGGGGGAUGUUUUGCGCGCGGCAGUGUCCAAGCUGCCCGCGCACCAGACCGAGGUCUUCAAGGCCGUGCUGGAGCAGCUGCGCUGGUUCGCUGGUCAGCAGAUCAGAAACGUUGCGGCCAUUGGAGGAAACAUUAUGACAGCCAGCCCCAUCUCUGACCUCAACCCUGUAUUCAUGGCUGCAGCGUGCAAGUUAACCUUCAUGUCCAAAGGAGGAACACGUGUGGUUGAGAUGGAUGGUAGCUUCUUCCCAGGCUACAGGAAAACUGCCCUGAAGCCUGAAGAGAUUCUGUUGUCAAUUGAGAUCCCAUACACAAAAAAGGGCCAGUACUUCUCUGCCUUCAAACAGUCUCCCCGUCGAGAGGAUGACAUCGCCAUUGUCACCUGUGGGAUGAAUGUGGCAUUUCAAGAGGGCUCCAACAUCGUGAAAGAUCUGCAGCUCAGCUAUGGAGGAAUGGCUCCUACCACUGUCCUUGCUAAAGCCACCAGCAACAAACUCAUUGGAAGGCCUUGGAGUGAGGGGCUGCUGGAGGAUGCCUGUAUGUCCUUGGCUGAGGAAAUGGCUCUGGCUCCGUCGGUCCCAGGAGGGAUGGUGACCUACAGAUGCACCCUGACCAUCAGCCUCUUCUUCAAGUUCUACCUGACUGUCCAGCAUAAAUUGGCUCAGGAUGGAGUGGUUGUGGAGGAUGUGCGGCCAGAUUACAGCAGUGCCACAGAGAUCUUUCACCCAGAAUCUCCCUCAAGUGUCCAACUCUACCAGACAGUGCCUCCUGGACAGAGUGCCGACGAUGUCAUCGGACGGCCCAUAAUGCACCUCUCUGCCUUGAAGCAGGCCACUGGGGAGGCCAUCUACUGUGAUGACAUCCCCUGCUAUGAAAAUGAGCUCCACCUUGCUCUGGUCACCAGCACUAAAGCAUACGCACAUAUCAAAUCCAUUGACACAGCAGAGGCCUUGGCCGUUCCUGGAGUAGUCACCUUUGUGUCCUUUGAGGAUAUUCGUGGCAGCAACAUGACCGGGCCAGUGGUCUAUGACGAGACCGUCCUAGCGAAGGACACGGUCACAUGUGUGGGUCACAUAGUGGGAGCGGUGGUUGCUGACACACAAGCACACGCCCAGAGAGCAGCUAAAGCCGUGAAAAUCUCCUAUGAGGAGAUGAAACCUGUUGUCACCAUCCAGGACGCCAUUGAAAGCCAGUCAUUCUACCAGCCAGUACGGACUAUAAAAAAAGGAGAUGUUUCUCAAGGAUUCAAAGAGUCAGAUCACAUUCAUCAAGGGGAGAUUCACAUUGGAGGCCAAGAGCAUUUCUACUUGGAGACCAACUGCACCCUGGCUGUUCCUCGGGGUGAGGACGGGGAGAUGGAGCUUUUUGUGUCCACACAAGCCGCCACUAAAACACAGACCUUGGUUGCUAAGGCACUUGGGGUGCCAGCCAAUCGGGUUGUGUGUCGUGUAAAGAGAAUGGGCGGCGGCUUCGGUGGCAAGGAGAGUAGAAGUACAAUCCUUUCAACAGUGGUGGCCAUCGCAGCACAGAAAGUCAAAAGACCUGUUCGCUGCAUGUUGGACAGAGAUGAGGAUAUGCUUGUUACUGGUGGUCGACACCCAUUUUUUGGUCGCUACAAGGUUGGCUAUAUGAAGUCAGGAAAAGUCAGAGCUGUAGAGAUGACAUUUUACAGCAAUGCUGGGAAUUCCUUGGAUCUCUCAUUAUCCAUCAUGGAACGGGCCCUGUUUCAUAUGGACAACUCUUACAACAUCCCACACAUGUGUGGCACAGGCUACAUGUGUAAAACCAACCUGCCCUCCAACUCGGCCUUCAGAGGGUUUGGAGGACCCCAGGGCAUGAUGGUGGCAGAGAGCUGGAUAAGUGACGUGGCACUAGCCUGUGGCUUGCCAUCUGAAGAGGUGAGGAGGUUGAAUCUCUAUAAGCAGGGAGAUCUGACUCCAUUCAACCAGUGCUUGCAACAGUUCACCAUUGACCGCUGUUGGGAAGAGUGUUUGGAAAUAUCAAACUAUCACCAGCGGAAGGCAGAUGUGGAAAAGUUUAAUAAGCAGCACCGCUGGACCAAAAGAGGUCUCUGCAUCAUCCCCACCAAGUUUGGCAUCAGCUUCACUGCUGUCUUCCUCAACCAGGCAGGAGCCUUGGUUCACAUCUACACAGACGGAUCAGUGCUGCUGACUCACGGAGGAACUGAGAUGGGACAGGGUCUGCACACUAAGAUGGUCCAGGUUGCCAGCAGGACACUGGGAAUCCCCAGCUCUAAGAUCCACAUCACAGAGACCAGUACGAGCACUGUGCCCAACACCAGCCCCACCGCAGCCUCCGCUUCAUCUGACCUCAACGGCAUGGCUGUUCACAACGCAUGCCAGACACUACUUCAGCGUAUAGAGCCAUACAAGGCCAAGAACCCCACAGGCACCUGGGAAGACUGGGUUAAAUCUGCAUACUUUGACAGGGUCAACCUGUCAGCAAACGGGUUUUACAAGACCCCUGACCUGGGCUAUGACUUUGAGAGUAACUCAGGAAGACCCUUUAAUUACUUCAGCUACGGUGUAGCCUGCUCAGAGGUGGAGAUUGACUGUCUGACAGGAAGCCAUAAGAAUGUGCACACCUCUAUAGUGAUGGAUGUUGGUAAAAGUCUCAACCCAGCCCUAGACAUUGGACAGGUGGAGGGAGCGUUCAUGCAGGGCGUGGGCCUGUUCACUCUGGAAGAGCUGCGCUACUCCCCCCAGGGCUACCUCUUCACCCGUGGCCCCGGCAUGUACAAGAUCCCUGCCUUCGGAGACAUCCCCACCCAACUGAGCGUGUCUCUGCUGAGGGACGCCCCCAAUGAGAGGGCCAUCUUCUCCUCAAAGGCUGUGGGAGAGCCACCGCUCUUCCUGGCUGCUUCUGUGUUCUACGCCAUCAAAGAGGCCGUUGCCGCGGCCCGGGCAGAGUCAGGGUUGUGUGGCCCAUUCAGACUGGACAGCCCUGCCACCCCUGAGAGGAUCCGCAAUGCCUGUGAAGACCAAUUCACAAAACUGUGUCCUCAUGCAAAGCCUGGUACCUUUACACCCUGGGCUGUCCAAGUUUAAACAACACGUGGUGGAUUGAAGAGCUACAGCCGCUUCAAGAUCUCGCACAGUGUGUGUGUGCUUGCGAGUGAGUGUGUGAUGUCUGCCACAAACCAGGUGUGUGUGUGUGUGUGUGUGCUGGACACAGAGUUGAAUUGGAAAAGAAGUGGAUCAUGCAUGGUGCAGAAAGUCCCAGCCUUCUGCCAUGUCCUUAGCACAAAAAAGACAUACACCUUAUAUCCACCUUUGUACUUUGCUGUUUUGUUUGUCUUAACUAAAUACAAGAGUUGCGUCAGUCCACCUGGAUGUUAUGUAAUGUGCAAUGAUUCCAUUGAGAUAAUACAUUGAAACAUUCAGAAUGAAAAUAUUUUUAUUCAUUGUACAUCAAAAUGUCACAUACUCCUACAUGCAGUACUACAUAGUUAAGUAUUUACAGUAGUAGACAGCUUAUUCACAUUAGAACAGCGAUUACUGAACAACACUGAUUACUGAACUCUUUAUUUAAAAUAGAUUUAUUUGAGCACAUAUGGUAAUAUUUAUUACACAUAUCAACCGGUUAACAAUGCCAAUUUUAUCAGACAUGAAUUAAUGAAUUAUUAAAUAAUCCUAUUUGCAAAAAUGAUGUGUCUUUACAAAUAAAUAUACAAAGUAAAA